UAAAAAUGUAUAAAACAAAACUACUGGCUGUUGUUUUUAACUUACUUCCGGCAACAGCCAUGACGUGUGUGACGUGUCAUUAUACGUGUGUCAUCACUAUCUCACGUGAGCCACCUGUCAAGCUGCAGUAAUGAGAUAAAUAUAAGGAUAAGGGCGUCUGUAUGCUUUGUGUUUAUGUCGUUUUAUUAAGGCUCAUUAUUAUAUAAACAAAGCCAGGUUUUAUUCCGGAAGUCUGCGUUUUAAAUUGUUCGUACUUCCGGGUCACGUAGUAACCCGUUGCUCGCGCUCCACAUGGUCAGUUGGUUGAUCUGACCUUUAGACUGUCGUGUUAGUGUCGUAUAGAGCAGUGUGUGUGUGUGUGUGUGUGUGUGUGUGUGUGUGUGAGAGUGAGUCAGUCAGGGGUGAGUGGAGAUGGAGCUGUGUGUGUUCUCCGUGUUCCUGGUGUGUGUGUGUGUUUAUGUGACACUGCAGCUGAUUCGCUUCAUCACUGCUGAUGCUGAUUUGUCUGUGCUGUGGGCGGCUGCAGUGGGGAAAAGUCCAGACGUGGCUUUGAGGCAGAAGGUGGUGUGGAUCACCGGAGCUUCCAGUGGGAUCGGGGAGGAGCUGGCGUAUCAGCUGGCUGCAGUCGGAGCUCGACUCGUGCUGUCUGCACGCCGAGAGAACGAGUUGAACAGAGUUAAGAGGAAGUGUUUGGACCUCUCCUCUUUAGAAGACAAGGAUAUUCUUGUUCUUCCACUUGAUUUGUUGGACAGAUCGAGUCACAGAGAGAAAACCGACGUGGUUCUGCAGCAUUUCAGCAAGAUAGAUGUGCUGGUGAAUAACGGUGGGCGGAGUCAGCGCUCUCUCUUUGUCGACACCCACGUCGAUGUUUACAGCGGUCUGAUGGAGCUCAACUACCUGGGAACCGUCUCCAUCACACAGCACGUCCUGCAGCACAUGAUCCACCACGGCGACGGUAUCAUAGCAACCGUCAGUAGCAUCGUGGGCCUGAUGGGAGCACCGCUCUCCACCGGAUACGCAGCCAGCAAACAUGCGAUUCAGGGUUUCUUCAAUUCCCUCAGGACAGAGCUGACCGAUUAUCCAAACAUUACCAUCAGUACCAUCUGCCCCGGACCGGUCGUGUCCCAAAUCGUCCACAACGCCUUUGCUGAGCAAGUCAACAAGCCGCUCUCUAACGUAGGAGAUCAGUCCCAUAAGAUGUCGACUGAGCGCUGCGUGCGUCUGAUCCUGGUCGGUCUGUCUAACCAUGUGAAGGAGAUGUGGAUCGCUCAGCAGCCGUUUCUUCUCUUUUUCUACUUGUGGCAGUACACGCCCACUCUCGCCUGGUACGUCACCAACCUGUUCGGCAGGAAACGCGUGCAGAACUUCCAAGCUGGACUGGACGCAGACACGCCAUAUUUUACCAAGACAAAGGCCAAGACGAGCUGAAACCCGGCACUGAUAAACCGCAUUAGAGUAAUAAAUACGGUACUGUGUAUAGAAUAUAGUAUUAUAUAUAACAUAUAGCACCGUAGAUCUACACACACACACACACAACAUGAAUAUAUACACAGAUAUGAAUCUGUACGCUUCUGGUCUUCGAGCUCUGACUGGGGAAACGACCCCCAGAAACUCCUUGGAAACUCAGGAUACACUCCUGAACACUGCUAACUGUUAGAUCACAGAUAUCUAACCGGCUCGUUGCUCGUCCUGAGCUCCAGUCCCACUGCAGUGUGAAGAAUAAAUUCUCUGAGUUCCUGCAGUAAUGUAGGACUGUUUACGGUCCUGCGGUACUUUAAUAACUAAAAUGUAGAACCUGCUUGAUUGUUUUGUUUUUUUUGUCUGAAACAAUCAAUGGAUGUUUAAUUUUUACAUUUUAAUCAUUUCUGAACUACACUAGAUUAAAUUCAAUGAAAUGUUUAAAAAUGUUGAUCCGUCAAGUCUCAUGGAUUUGAUUCUGUAUUAAACAGAGACUUAAACAUAAAUAAAUGCACCGUGGGCCACUAGAGGGCGCUAAACGCU
Molecule: messenger RNA, 2001 nt
Organism: Tachysurus vachellii
Lineage: Eukaryota; Metazoa; Chordata; Actinopteri; Siluriformes; Bagridae
Gene: dhrs7
Product: dehydrogenase/reductase (SDR family) member 7
Exons: 7
Coding region: 412-1428 (338 amino acids)
Molecular function (GO): oxidoreductase activity
Source: RefSeq, a predicted model, not a curated record